This is a messenger RNA of Hyla sarda, 5190 nucleotides long. It is a transcript of the gene EMC1, whose product is annotated as ER membrane protein complex subunit 1. Gene Ontology annotation, biological process: protein folding in endoplasmic reticulum. The coding region runs from base 132 to 3086 and encodes 984 amino acids. The transcript is spliced from 23 exons. Gene Ontology annotation, cellular component: EMC complex. Gene Ontology annotation, molecular function: protein binding. The record is from RefSeq and is a predicted model, not a curated record. Lineage: Eukaryota; Metazoa; Chordata; Amphibia; Anura; Hylidae.
UCAGGCAGUCUCUAUGGUGUGCUGUAGACGCUCUAUCCGCCGCCUCUUCUCUAUGGUCGUUAGGGUGGGGCGCUCUACCUCCAGCCGGGAUCUUUGUGGUGCGGUGGAGGACUGGCCGGCUCUGCGCUGUCAUGGCGGCUCUGGCUCGGUUCGGGCUCCUGCUCCUGUUCUCUGUGUCUCCCGGCUCCGCCGUCUAUGAGGAUCAAGUGGGGAAGUUUGACUGGCGGCAGCAGUAUGUCGGGCGGCUGAAGUUCGCUUCUCUGGAGUCCGGACAAGGAGCCAAGAAACUCAUCGCCGCCACCGAGAAGAACAUCAUCGUAGCCUUGAACUCUCGCACGGGUGACAUCUUAUGGCGCCACAUCGAUAAGGACACCGCAGAAGGCUCCGUAGAUGCUUUGCUUAUGUAUGGACAAGAUGCCAUCACUAUUUCCGGUGGUCGUGUUUUACGUUCCUGGGAGGUUAACAUUGGGGGUCUGAAUUGGGAAGCCCUCUUAGAGCCCGGCAGCUUUCAGGCAGCCGGAUUUGUUGGGUCUCAGGACUCGGCCAGGUAUAUUGCGGUGCUGAAGAACUCGGCGCUGUCUCUUCACUAUCUGUCCAACGGGCACCAGAAAUGGUCCGAACCUCUGCCAGACAGCGGCUCCGUGCAGUACCAGCUCCUGCAUUCCACCUAUAAAGGAGUCGUCCAUGUGGUUGGCAUCGUCCCCAAUGAUCACAUCCGGAUCCUGACGUUUAGUGUGGAGGACGGAUCCAUCAGUCAGCAGGUUCAGGUGCCCACUCACUGGCUGGGCACUCUACAAGGGACGUGCGGGAUCGUCUCGGAGAGUGUACUGGUCUGUGCGGACACGGUCACCGCCUCCCUCCAUACCUUGUCUUUGCUGACCGGAGAUGAGACCACCCAGCAUCACCUGCAGGCUCUCGGUGUGGAAGCGAUCGAUGAUAUCACUGAGCUCGGGGUUGUAACGGCUCCACGUACCACGACAGGACCGACGCUGUCGCAGUUCUUCCUCCAGAUCUCCCCACGACGCUUCUUGCUUAUGCAGUACAGAGACGGCGUCCUCACCCCGCUGCGAGACUUCUCUCAGGCGUAUCUGGUCACUUUUGCUUCCACUGGUGACAAGUCGGUGGCUGCGGUUCUACAGUGCAAGACCGACGUGAAAAUCCCAGAGGUCGAGAUUCCAUCUGGACUGAGCUGCUCUGAGGACGCCUGGUCAUGUCCCGGUCAGACCUUCACCAUCAGCCUGUACAUGGCGGACAGCGGGCGCCGGCUCCUGGACACCACCAUGACCUUCACUCUGGAGCAGAGUUGCGUGAGACCUGACGCUAUGUACCUCCAGCUGUUCCUGAAGAAGGACGACUCUGUGGGCUAUCGAGCUCUGGUGCAGACCGAGGACAACCAGCUCCUGUUCCUGCACCAGCCAGGAAAGACCUUUUGGCUGCGAGAGGAGUCGCUCGCCGACGUAAUCGCCAUGGAAAUGGUUGAUCUGCCGCUCACAGGGGCCCAGGCCGAGCUGGAAGGAGAGUUUGGGAAGAAAGCAGACGGACUCCUGGGGAUGGUGUUUAAGCGUCUGUCCUCCCAGCUGAUCCUGCUGCAGUCCUGGGGCGUUCACUUAUGGAAGAUGUUCUGUGACGCCCGCAAACCGCGCAGCCAGAUCCGCAACGAGAUCAACAUCGACACGCUGGCCAGAGACGACUUCAACCUGCAGAAGAUGAUGGUCAUGGUGACGUCCUCCGGGAAGCUCUUCGGGAUAGAGAGCAGCUCCGGCGGCAUCCUAUGGAAGUUCUUCCUGCCGGGGGUCCGGCCCGCAGCCUCCUUCAAGCUGGUGGCACAGAGGACGACUGCCCACUUCCCUCACCCGCCUCAGUGCACCCUGCUGGUGAAGGACAAGACGACGGCCCUGACCUCCAUCUAUGUUUUUAACCCUAUCUUUGGCAAACUGAGCCAGAUGGCCCCUCCUCCUCUGCAGCGGCCCAUCCUCCAAUCCCUACUGCUCCCUAUAAUGGAUCAUGACUACGCCAAAGUGCUGCUCCUGCUGGACGAUCAGCGAAAGGUCACCCCCUUUCCGUCCACGAAGUACGUUCUGCAGCAGCUGCAGGAAUUGUCCUCCACCGUCUUCUUCUACCUGGUGGACUCUGAGAAGGGCGAGCUCACCGGCCUCCGCCUUCACAAGGAUCUUUCUACAGAGGAAAUCUGGGAGAUCCUGCUCCCGACCGAGCUCCAGCGGAUCACAUUGGUGAAGGGAAAGCGUUCCAAUGAGCAUGUGCACUCCCAGGGGCGAGUGAUGGGCGACCGCAGCGUCCUCUACAAGUACUUGAACCCCAACUUAUUGGCGGUGAUCACGGAGAGUACAGACACCCACCCCGACCGCUGCUUCAUAGGAAUCUACCUCAUCGAUGGAGUGACCGGCCGUAUAAUCCACUCGUCUGUGCAGAGGAAAGCCAAAGGUCCCGUCCACCUCGUGCACUCCGAGAACUGGAUUGUGUACCAGUAUUGGAACAGUAAGGCGCGGCGCAGUGAGCUGAGUGUCCUGGAGCUGUAUGAGGGCACCGAGCAGUAUAACAGCACCAGCUUCAGCUCCCUGGACAGACCGCACCUGCCACAUGUCCUCCAGCAAUCCUACAUCUUCCCCUCCUCCAUCCGCGCCAUGCAAGCCACCAUCACCGAGCGCGGCAUCACCAGCCGACACAUCCUCAUUGGACUUCCAUCAGGCGCCAUUCUUUCCCUUCCUAAGGCUUUGCUGGACCCUCGUCGUCCGGAAGUCCCCACAGAGUAUACAAGAGAGGAAAACCUAAUUCCGUACACGCCGGACAUCCAGAUCCACGCUGAACGCUUCAUCAACUACAACCAGACCAUCUCCAGGAUGAGGGGGAUUUACACCGCGCCGUCCGGCCUGGAGUCCACCUGUCUUGUCGUGGCCUACGGACUGGACAUCUACCAGACUCGCGUUUAUCCUUCCAAGCAGUUUGACGUGUUAAAGGACGACUACGACUACAUGCUGAUCAGCAGCGUCCUCCUCGGCCUGGUCUUUGCCACCAUGAUCACCAAGAGACUGGCGCAAGUGAAACUCCUGAACCGGGCCUGGCGCUAAAGACGAGAGGGGGCGGAGUAAGCUUCCGGCCGCCAUCUGCAGAGACUUAGCCGCUCCCUCCACAGACUGUUCAUGGACUCUGGGUCUAGGGAAGCGACUGCUGUAACUUGAAUGUGUGUGACACCCGCCUGCCAUCACAAUACUGCCGCCCUGGUGGACGGGCUUACACUGGAAGCAAUGGGACAAAACACCCUGUGGUUGAAUGAAUGAGUGAAGUAAAUUUUUUUCCUGCCCCUGAAGCGAUUUCUGCUUCUGUGUUUAAUUAUUGGAUAAUAAAAAGUUCUGUAGGGCCGAGUUCACAUCGGUGGAAAACAUUGCCCGCAGCGGUUUCUGAUCAGGCCCAUAGAUCCCGCCGCGUUAGGAACCCUGGAAGGGACGCGGGGUGCAAUGCGUGCUGCGUCUGUCAGUCAGCCAUAUGUGAUCCAGCCCUAACGUUCUAAUAGUCUUUGUUUUUUUUAAAAGGGGUACUCCACCCCUAGACAUCUUAUACCCUAUCCAAAGGAUUAGGGAAUAAAAUGUCUGAUUGAGGGGGUCCAGCCACAGGGAUCCCCGCAAUCUCGGCUGCGGCACCCCAGACAUCCGGUGCACAGAGCCAACUUUGCUCCGUGCCGGAUGACUGGCGAUGAGGGGAGGCUCGUGAUGUCAUGGCCACGACCCCUCAAUGCAAGUCUAUGGGAGGGGGCGUGACGUACGUCACGCCCCCUCCCAUAGACUUGCAUUGAGGGGGCGCGGCCGUGAUGUCGUUGCCAGGGCGUGACUGUGAUGUCACGCUGCCCCCGAUGCUCUAAUAAGGGAUAAGAUAUCUAAGGGUGGAGUACCCCUUUAAAUAUAUUGAAUAUUUGCUUUCAGUGAAUGGAAACAUUUUAGUUUUUUAUAUGCAGCAGCUAAAAACCUCUUUGUACAUAAUUCUUUUCACAUCUGAGGGUUUGCUACAUUUACAUCCAGCCUUGGCUGUGGCUCCCCAUGAUACUUUACCUGCUGUUACAUUGUAUCAAACUAUCAGGCUGGGUUCAGACUAAAGAAUUAACGGUCAUUUCUGGAAAUUCCGAUCCAGUUUCCGUCAAUGGCGUCCCGCCGCACAGUGCAAACUAUAGAAUUUCAAUGGCGGGCGGAGCUUUUGCCAUUGAAAGAAUGAUUUUGCUUGUUUUUUUCGUGGGAAUACCGCGUGGAAAACAUUGCGGUCUAUGGGGAGCGGCAAUGUCCGCACAGUCAUAGCGCAACUGAUUUCAUCAGUCAGAAUAUUUUGGGGGGUAGAUUCCUCAAUGUGAACCCGGCCUUAGGCCAUGUUCACACUGUGGAAUUCCGCACAAAUGCCGUUCAGCAAAGUUUACGGAAAUCUGUCGAAAUAGCGGCGGAAUCCUGGGUUCUGCCGAAAUUCAAGCCCCAUUGAGUUCAAUGGGAUUCCGCCCGCAAUUCCACAAAAAUGUAAAGACUGGUCUUAAAAUUUUGCAGAAUUUCCACGGUGGAAAUUCCGCUAUAUGAAUGGGACAGCGGAAUCCCAUUGAAGUAAAUUUCCGGCGGAAUUCCGUACGGAAAUUCCACCAUGUCAACAUAGCCUCAUAGUGGUUAUCCAAUAUCCGAAAAAUAUUUUUCUUCCUAAAAAUAGCGCUGCCUCCAACUUCAGGUUGUAUUUGGUAUUGCACUCCAGUUCCAUUGAAGUGAACGGAGCCAAGUUGUAAUACCACACACAACCUGAGGACAGGGGGUGGUGCUGAUUUUCUUUUCUUGGAUAACGCCAGAAGUGAAUGCAGUUGUAGCAAACCCUCAGCUGUAAAAAGUAGUACAAGGCCAGAAAAGAAAAUGAAGGGGGAAGAGUGUUUCUGUUCACUGACAAAAAGCAGAGAUCUUGCUGAUGUUAAGGAAUUCAGACGUCUAUUAGAACGUUACAGAACUUUUCGUUAUACAGUGAUGAAGCUUUAUAUACAUGAACCUGGAAAUCUCUCUUUAUAGUGUCAUAGUCUAAAAGUCACAUGACUUGUUUGCAGGGCCCUUUAUUUAUACAAAGUGUGGCUCCCCGGCUGUUGCAGCAAAACUACAACUCCCAGCAUGCACUCACUGCGUUGCUCAUGUCUAGGGUAGUGUUUUCCUAGCCAGGGUGCUUCCA